Molecule: messenger RNA, 1189 nt
Organism: Scheffersomyces amazonensis
Lineage: Eukaryota; Fungi; Ascomycota; Pichiomycetes; Serinales; Debaryomycetaceae
Exons: 2
Coding region: 330-1076 (248 amino acids)
Source: RefSeq, a predicted model, not a curated record
AUGAGCAUCCCCAAUUAGGUUACCCAAUAGAGCCUAAUGUGUAAUAUGUAUGAUGAAAAAGUUCUUGUCAGUUCCAUUACGUAUACCAACAGAAUAACCUUAAGAAUAAGGUUUGUGUUCUCUUCUAAAUUUAGAUUAUUUGAAUAUUUACUCCUACCCCAGACAAGCAAAAAUUCAGCCAUUUUAGAGUGCCAUCUAUUAGGCUGCAAAUGUGUAUAAAUACCACAUAAAAAUCCUCUUAAUGAAUAAUUAUUUCAAUAUAUCUUUCUUUAUAUAUAUACUAAUCUUAGAUAAAUUAAUCCAUAUUAAUAUUUAUACACACAUUCGCUAUGCAAUUAUUCAAUACUUUAGCUUACAUUGCCGUCUCUGCUUACAUUGUUGCAGCAGAUCAAACUUUUCAAUUAACUGCUAAUGGUGGUUCACUUACUAACGUACCUGUUUCAACCUCAGGAAACUUAGUUACUUUACAAAAUGGUGAUGCUGGUACUUUCACUUUAGAAGAACCAUCUGGAUUCCUUAAGGAUGCUAGUGGAAACUAUUUACAAAAUACUGAAACAGGUAUAGUUUUAACUACUCUUGCUAAUGCUAGUAAAGAUUGGGGUUUAGUUAAUGGAAAUCAAUUAAGAUUUGGUGCUACUUCUGACAAUACCAAUUUCUAUGCUUGUCCUGCUGAUACUGGUUACACUUUAAGAACAUUUUCUGGUUCUGGUUGUACUCAAGUUGGUAUUACUGCUGGGGAUGUAACUAAUGAACCAAAUACUGUGAACCAACCCCUGAACCAACUCCUGAAGAACCAACUACUGAACCAACCCCUGAACCAACUUCUGAAGAACCAACCACUGAACCUACUUCCGAAGAACCAACUCCAGAACCAACUCCAGAACCAACUCCAGAACCAACUUCUAUUGUUCCAAGUUCUUACGAAGGUGGAGCUGCUGGUAAACAAGUCGCUGGUGGUGUUGCCGCCCUUGCUGCUGCUGUUGCUCUCUUCUUGUAAUCAUAAGAUUAAUCGGUCUUUUUAUUUCUAUUUCUACAAGAACAUUAUAAAUAACUGUUCGCUAAAAUUUAAUUUAUAGUUUACAUCGGUAUGUAUCAGUAAUAACAUGUCCCAUUUUUACUGCAAGAGAUUUAAAUAUUACAAGUAAUUAUGUAGAGAAUAUAUUAUGACUACCCAUUAACAUUAGUAAAU